This is a messenger RNA of Micromonas pusilla CCMP1545, 693 nucleotides long. RefSeq lists its product as uncharacterized. NCBI's taxonomy places the organism in Eukaryota, Viridiplantae, Chlorophyta, Mamiellophyceae, Mamiellales, Mamiellaceae. The transcript has 3 exons. The record is from RefSeq and is a predicted model, not a curated record. The coding region runs from base 1 to 693 and encodes 230 amino acids.
AUGUCGUCGCGGCGUCCUCCCGCGCCGAGCGGCCCCGCCGGCGUUCGCAACGCGUACGCGUCGCACGUCGACGGCGCGGCCGGGCACUAUCGCGACGCGGGCGCGUCGUACGCUAAUCCGCACGAGCCCGGCGUGCGCGAGAUGCUCCGCGCGGCGGUGGAGGCGUGGCCGACGCUGUGGGCGCCGCGCGGCGGCGGCGACGACGACGCUCUCGCUGCGGAUGAUGGGGAAAGUAACGCCGAAACCGCGAGCGUUUCCGUUUCGUCCGACAGGAUCCUGGACCUCUCCUGCGGCAGCGGCGAGGUCACCCUCGCGCUCCGCGACGCCGGCGUCUCGGUCCACCGCGUCGACGCGUGCGACCCGUACACGUCCGAGGCUUUCGCGCGCCGCGUCGGCGCCGCCGUUCCGUUCUACCCGUGGAGUUUCGAAGACAUCGCGUGCGGGGGCGUCCUGGAGGGGAGGCGGUGGCGCGUCGUCGUGUGCAGCUUCGCGAUGCAUCUGUGUCCGCCGUCGUACUUGCGGCUGCUGUGCGCCGCGCUCGCGGCGGCGACGGACGAGCUGAUCGUGCUGACGCCGCACAAGAACCCGCACAUUCCGCCCGAGUUCGGUUGGACGCUCGCGAGAGAGGCGAAGGCGCGUUCUAUACACUGGUCCCCAUACGACCGCGUUCGCGUGGUGAACGCCGUUUCUUAA